Molecule: messenger RNA, 1620 nt
Organism: Hydatigera taeniaeformis
Lineage: Eukaryota; Metazoa; Platyhelminthes; Cestoda; Cyclophyllidea; Taeniidae
Source: the annotation of a GenBank genome assembly
AUGGAUCUCACACUGAAGCAGUUCUCCGUAAAGGAUCUCCGUCGUCUCGAUAAGGAAGUUCGGUCCUGGCCUGUCUUUCUUGGCAUUGAAGCUGAGGUUCGCAACAUGAUAUCCUCUUUGAGAGCCAUGAAUGAACUGCAGAAUCCAGCUAUACGAGGACGCCAUUGGUCACAGUUGAUGUCAACCACGGGAGUCCGUUUUGUCAUGAAUGAGAACACCGUCCUUGCGGAACUCCUAGCUCUAAAGCUGCAUAACUACGAGGAGGAAGUACAUAUGCUUGUUGAUAAGGCUGUGAAAGAGGCCUCCAUGGAGAAAGUGUUGAAGGAACUGGACCAAACAUGGAGUCAGGUGUCAUUUGAAGUGGAGCAGCAUCCAAGACGAAAUCUGAAAUUGUUCAAGGUCAGCCAGGAGACAGUGGAGGUGCUUGAGGAGAAUCAAAUGCAACUGCAAAAUAUGGCCACCUCAAAGCACAUUGACUUCUUCCGGGAUCAAAUUGCUGAAUGGCAGAAGAAACUCACAGUCACUGACUAUGUUAUCGGUCUGUGGUCGGAGGUGCAAAGAACAUGGGCGUACCUGGAAGCUAUUUUCCUCACCUCAGAGGACAUCCGUGAGCAACUGCCCGAAGACUCCAAGAGGUUUGAUAAAAUUGAUAAAGAAUUUGAGCAAAUUGUUGAGGACAUUGAGAAGAGAGGAACUAAUGUCAUUGAAGCCACGCAUUUGCCCUCUGUGUCUGAACGUCUUGAAAGCCUCAAAGAACGUUUGACUCUCUGUGAAAAGGCACUUGCUGAUUACCUCGACACAAAGCGUCUGGCGUUCCCUCGCUUCUACUUUAUUUCACCCACAGAUCUACUGGAUAUUUUAGCCAAUGGCAACGAGCCUGUUAAAGUCAUGCCCCACUUGUCAAAACUGUUUGACAGCAUCGCCAGUGUUGACUUAAAACCGAAUUCAAAAACUGCGACAUCGAUGAAAGCAAAGGAUGGUGAGGAGGUUCGAUUGGCAAAGGAGUGUUCUCUUGAGGGAAAAGUUGAAGUCUGGCUUAAUCGACUGCUAGAGGAGAUGCAAGCCACUUUACUGCACAACCUCCAUCAGUGUGUGUUCAAUUUUGAAGAAAAACCUCGAGAACAGUGGAUCUUUGACUAUCCCGCCCAAAUCUCCCUAGCCGGUUGUCAGAUAGGCUGGGUGGCAGAAGUAAAUCUCAACUUUACUCAACUGGAAGAGGGUUACGAGAAUGCGAUGAAGUUUUUCAACAAAAAACAGAUUACCCAAUUAAAUGCACUAAUCACUCUGUUGGUGGGCGAACUGAGUCCACAGGAGCGUCAAAAGGUGAUGACCAUCUGCACCAUUGAUGUGCACAAUCGUGAUGUGGUGGCGCGGCUGAUUUCCCAGAAGGUGAUGGAGCACACUGCUUUUGAAUGGCUCAGCCAACUGCGACAUCGGUGGGAUGAAGAGGUUGGCGAUUGCUUCGCUGACAUCUGCGACGCCCAGUUCCACUACGCCUACGAGUACCUCGGCAACACGCCACGGCUUGUCAUCACUCCACUCACGGAUCGUUGUUACAUCACUCUCACCCAGUCUCUUCACCUAUUCAUGUCUGGUGCCCCGGCGGGUCCUGCAGGAACU